This is a messenger RNA of Cladophialophora immunda, 2227 nucleotides long. RefSeq lists its product as uncharacterized. The record is from RefSeq and is a predicted model, not a curated record. Gene Ontology annotation, cellular component: cytoplasm. NCBI's taxonomy places the organism in Eukaryota, Fungi, Ascomycota, Eurotiomycetes, Chaetothyriales, Herpotrichiellaceae. The transcript is spliced from 2 exons. Bases 190 to 1305 code for a protein of 371 amino acids.
CUCUACCUCACACUCUGUAUAUCACCGCCAUCAAGCAUCAUUGCCAUCGGCUCCGUUCAAGCUCACUUCUCCAGCCAGUCUUCCGUUCUGUAGCAUCUUCCUCUGCCUUCCAAACCCUAUCAAUCCACCCGCAAGUUUUCACUCCUACUCCCGGGCCUCUUCCCAACACUUCUUGACGCACCUCCAACCAUGGCACCGACUCCAGUCACCAUCAUUACAGGGUUCCUGGGUGCUGGAAAGACGACCUUGAUUCUCAAUCUCAUUCCGCAACUCCCAAGAACCUACAAACUUGCCCUGCUGAAGAACGAGUUUGGCGAUGUUGCGGUCGACUCCCAGCUCGCCGGCUCGGCCUCCAUCUCGGGCGUCCGCGAGCUCUUGAACGGAUGCAUAUGCUGUAACCUCGUCGGGCAGUUGAGUGAUGCUCUUUUCCAGCUCAAGGACUCGGUGGCACCCAGCAGAAUCAUCAUCGAAACGUCCGGCUCCGCCUUCCCUGCGACGCUUGCCAUGGAAGUCAAUCGUGUGUCGCGAGAAAACCCAGGUUCGUUUACUCUCGACGGUGUGAUCAGCGUCAUCGACGUAGAAAACUGGAAGGGUUACGACGACACCAGCUACACGGCCAAGAUGCAAGCCAAGUACACCGAUCUGAUCGUUUUCAACAAGUGGGAGCUCGUCGAUGAGCGAAUGUUUGAAGAUGCCUUGGACCGCGUCGGCGAUCUGGACGUCCAAGUCGCCUGGGUCAAGAGUCAAAAGGGUUGGGUUGAUGUCGAGGUCAUCAUGGGCAUCGACGGGGCCAUGGUUCGGGAUGAAGGGUUGCGGGGAGCCAUCGAAUUCAACGAAGAACAUGCGCACGGAGAUCACCACCAUCACCAAGAAGAAGUCGAAGUGCUGAGUGUGGUGGUGACCAACCAAGACAUGACCAAACCGCCCCAGGGUGUCGUGCUUGAAUCCUUUGAGGAUCUGCUCCUUUCUGCGCCCAAGGACGAGGUCUAUCGUAUCAAGGGGCUCGUGCUUUCCUCCCGGCCACCGCCAGAUUCCACCGGCGAUCGAAAACCCAGCAUUGCGGUCGACUCCGAGGGACAGAGUCUGUAUGUCUUGAAUUGGGCAUUUGGACGAUGGACAUACACGCCGCUCCCCGGCACGGCUUUUACGGCCAUGGAGAAAGCCAGUGCGCGGCUGACCUUCAUUCUUGCUCGGGGAGAAGCGAGCAAGUGGACCAGACGACUGGAGAAGGGAGACUUUAUUGCUCUCGAGGGAGACGGAGAACAGGAGGAAAAGGGCACCUUGAAGAUUGACAAGAUUGGAUGAUACGAACGAGAGACUUGAGAGGAUUCGCAAAAGCACUCCCACGUCGAAGACGGCGACGGCGAAACACGGCUGCUGGGGGUACACGGCCAGAUAACGACACCAGCAAACCUUCUGAGCAAACGGAGAAAACAUCAUAUCUUUCCAGAUCUUGGCCCACAGACCCUACUUUCCUUGUAGCCGGAUUGAGAAUUGCACGACGCAUCUCGAUCUCCGGCAAAGUCAACCUAGCGGGAAGUCUUCGGUACCAACACGACCAGCUUGUUGCUGGAUAAUGCAUCGCACGUCUAUUUUCAAUCAAGUCCUUCCGGCAACCAAGUCAUCAUCAAAUGCCCUUGGCUCAAUCGUGGAGAGCUGGUAUCCUGGAGACACGCAUGGAUAAUAUCAGAAGAGGUCUUGCAAGCACCAAAUCUUCAGAUUCGCUCCGAGGGAGCCCAUAAACGGCCUAAUUGAGUGCACUUGAUAACGGGGUUACUAGGUGAAGCCGACCCUGAUGAACAUCUCGGCACGGUAACAUUACUUGGACAAGAGUGCAGCCAUCAAUAAACACACGCUCGCCGCACUGAGAAACCUCUUACUUUCUCCCUUUUUCUACCCAAAGGCCGACUGCAUGCACACACUCCACCCACUCAUACACAACCUUUCUCGGGCCAAGCCACUCGACACUUUGUCUCAUUCUCCCCCAUUAUUUUUCCUCCACUUGUCCAUUCUCCCCAGCUGUGAUUGAUCACAGCAAAGCCCUGACCUCGCCCCUCCCAUCCAGCUCCAUGAAGCGGACGACCUGGCCGAGAUGAUCGAACCCCCAGAACCCCUCGACCUGGCCCUUUGCGUUCUCACACUGGAACCACGGCAGGCCGAACGCGCCGUCGCCCAUGGCGCGGUCCGUGUUCGCGAUCAGCUGGUUCUUGACCGCGGCCGCGCCCAG